CGCGUCAUUAAACCGGAUGUGAAGCUAGAAGUCAGCAGCAUCUACAUGACAUUCAAGUUUUGCUCGUUUUCCUUCACGUGUGUUUCUAAAACCGUAUGUACACAUGUAUGUCUAGCUGCUGGAAACCAAACAUAAUCGGCCGCUCGGACCCGCGCUCAGAACUUAUCUCACCUCUGCGCAUGCGCAUUUUAACACGUGCAUCUUUACAGUACAGAUCACUCGCGCUUUAAUAACAGUCUCAGGAUUCUGUUUACAUGUGUGUUACGGGAUGGCAGCUUGUUGAAGAUGCAUUUGUCCUUCUCCACUUUAGAAACUUGCCCCUCAUCUUGACUUGAGUUACUGGGAGGCAGUGCGUCUGGUGUCUAGUAUGUGGAGAACAUCCUGACCGUGGUCGUCUUCUGACAUGUUCAGGCUCCGGUUGAUUCGGGCCGGUUCCCGCAGGCUGUUUCACAGUGGGGCCGCCAGUCGGGACCAGGUCCUGGACCAGCUGCAGGUCUGCUCCGCAGAAGACCAGGUGUUUGAUGUGGUUGACCGAAACAAAGCCAAGCUGUCUGCGAGACACGUGGGAUGUGCUAUUGGACUGCUGUGGCAGAUUCAGAGGGAAAGACCACAGAUUCUCCGGACGGUCGAGAAUGUCCGAAACCACCCGCAGUUCCUGACACUACGAGUUCUGGCUGAAAAUAAGAUCAGUCUGAUGGACGAUGGCUCAGUGGUGAACAUGCUUUACGAUGUUCUCAGGCUGAAUGUGGAGCAGCACGACUCCCUUGUUCAGCAGUUGGUGACGGAGGCUUGGAACAGACUCGAGAGGUUUCAGAUGCCCACGCUUUCAAAAUUUGCUGUAUGUCUAAGCGAUCAGUUUCUUCAGCACAGUCCGCUGAUGGGACAGAUUACGGAUAUCGUGAGUCGGAGGCUGGACUCCAUUCAAGAUGCCAGAGUGCUCACCACCUUAAUGAUCAGCAUUUCGUCUCUGGUGUCGCCCAAAUUACGAGACGCACUAAUCGAGAAAGCGGACGCCCUUCUUGACCAAAUGGACCCGCUUCAUUUUAACAACCCCAGAAGGGUGGUGCAGUUUCUCCGCAACAUCAGACACGUCCAUCGACCCCUGCUGGAGAAAUGUAACCGUAUUCUGCUGCAGAACAUCCCUCAUCUGGACGCAGAACAUAUCAGCAUCAUUCUUGGACUUUAUCAGUCUAUGCAGUUCAAUAAUUGUGACUUCCGACUGGCUGCUAAGCAGAAAUUGACGGAGCUGGUGGACACGAGCACUGACCCUGCAACAUUCACCAAACUCUUCGCUUCUCUAGGACCCAUGGCGGGGCAAGGAAUCAGGGAAGGGUUAGAGAGUACUGCGCUGCUAUUGGCCGAUGAGUUGAAUGCCCAGCAAGCUCUCGGUGUGAUGGAGACGAUGGAAGAGAUGCAAUGCAGGAACCUUCAGCUGAUAAACAAGAUGGCAGGAAUUAUCUUUAAGAAUCUGGAGACAUAUCGGGCAGUAGAGAUCGCUCGGAUAACACAGACUCUUAUUCUGCUACACUGCCAGAAUCCAGAGAUCUUCUCCAGACUGAGAACCAAACUGCUGCUGUAUCUUCAGCACAGUGUCUACCCCUAUGAGGUGACCAUGCUAACCCGGGUUCUGUCUAUGCUCCCUUCUUCCCGUCUCGAUGAGGGCGUCCUGUCCCGUGUAAAUGCCGUGAUUCCGCAGUGCAACCUGAACGACCUCAACACGUUCGCCAUGGUCGUCGCCAAGUGGAUUCGCAAUGACCCCUCGUACCGCCACAACACACCCAGCAAGUACGUCCGGCUCCUUCAGACCCUGAACCGGUGCGGACACGAGCGGCUCCAUCAGUUCGAUCGACUGGAGGUUGUGCUGGAGGAAGUGAAGUACUUGUCGGGGGAAUGGUUUGAAGAAAUGUUGCUAGAGCAAUCCAUGGUCACCAUGCAGAGACUAAUUGAUCAGAUAUCCUGGACCAACAUACCCGAGCUGGCCGUUUAUCUGACCCGGACGAACUACCUCUGUACCCCGCUGCUGGACCGCAUCGCUGGUGUGAUGAUUGAAAAUAUAGAGAAGAUUCAUUAUUCUGCAACGUAUGCCGCUUUGCUGCCUUUCGCUGUGCUGAACUAUGACCCGUCAGGAUCAGAAGAGUUUCUUGAUGUUUGCGUUCAACAUUUCACUCCACAUAUUAGUUCAUUUGAUCCACACCUUCUGGUUCUUCUGGCUUAUGCAUUGGCCAUGGCUGAUUAUUUCCCUGAAGAAGUGAUCAGAGAGAUCUUCAAUGUGGACUUCCUUGCCAGGUUGGAUGCCCAGCUGGAGACCUUGCCGGAUGCUCUGAACAUGCGCGUGCGUCUCCGACUGAUGGAGCUGAAUCGGGCCGUGUGUCUGGAGUGCCCAGAGUUUCAGGUGCCCUGGUUUCAUGAGCGCUACUGUACACAGCUGCAGAAGAGAGCCAAUAGCUCCAUAAGUGCCGCUCAACAGCAGAUUCAUAAGAUGCUCGGUGGAGUGCUCGGUUCCAUCAGCUGUGCCAGGGUGGGAGUCUUGACUCCUUACUUCUAUACUGUUGAUUUUGAGUUUAUCCUUGACCGUAACCUUCAGCCGAUACCGUACGGCGAGUCGAGUCCACUGCAGAUCAAUGAGAACGGUAAAGUGCAGUGGGAAUCUAAACCUGCCGACAGAGAGAGAUCAGAGCUGCCGCCCGGUGCCCGCCGCAUUGCCUUGGAUUUUUUGGAUGCCAAAUCCUUCUGCAAAAAUUCCCGGCAAAUGAAAGGGGAUGCCACGAUGAGGAAGAGACAUCUAGAGAUUUUAGGAUAUCAUGUAUUACAGAUUCCUCACUUUGAAUGGAAUUCAAUGGAGCUUUCCACAGAAGAUGCAUGGAGAGAAUAUUUAAGAAGGAAAAUAUUCACAGAAUUACCAUGAGACAUCUACAUGACAUGACAGGAGAUUGUAACUACAGUAUUUCUUCUAUAGGAGAUAACAUUCAACUGAACUGUGACAGAGAUGCACUGCAGUCAUGUUUUAUACCGUUAUUUGUUAUAAAUAAAUGAAAUAUUAUUCUGUAACUAUUUACACACACAAUGAUGAAAUCAUAGUGUUUGGAUUUAAAUGUAUUUAUUGUUACAUGUUUUUU
Molecule: messenger RNA, 3116 nt
Organism: Misgurnus anguillicaudatus (oriental weatherfish)
Lineage: Eukaryota; Metazoa; Chordata; Actinopteri; Cypriniformes; Cobitidae
Gene: fastkd1
Product: FAST kinase domains 1
Biological process (GO): mitochondrial RNA processing; regulation of mitochondrial mRNA stability
Cellular component (GO): mitochondrial matrix; ribonucleoprotein granule
Molecular function (GO): RNA binding
Source: RefSeq, a predicted model, not a curated record